CCAUAAACCAAUUUUUUUUGGUCUUACAAAAAUCAGCACCAUCUCCAUUAUUGACUACUGUACACCGCAUUAAUUCAUUUGCCUCGUCAGAUCCUCCACCUCCUCUCUGCCCUCUGUGCGUGAGUCACAACGAAGCAAGCUUGCUUUGGACAUCAAUGGCGGCUUCUACAUUACGGUGCCCUAUGAAUCCUCUACAUCCCCAACUCAAUUCCAAAUUCUCACCGUCCUCCAAUACAAAUCUAAUCACAGUCAUCAAACCACCAAUUCCCCGUGCUAGACGGCGUCGUUUCACCCCCGCUCUCGCUUCUCUUCAACCAGACGCCGACGACCACAACGCCAUCGGAGGAGGCCCGAACAAGAACGCCAUCGAGUUGCAGAAACUUGUCGAAGGCUUUCCCUUUGAAUUCAAUUCCAAGGACCCCAAUUUACUUCCGCGGCCUUUAUCUUCAACCCAGUUCUCCAAUUCGGUCUCUGAUCGGUCUCGCCUUCGGGUUGCUUAUCAGGGAGUUCGUGGGGCAUACAGUGAAUCUGCGGCAGAGAAGGCAUAUCCUAAUUGUGAACCAGUUCCUUGCGAGCAGUUUGAUACUACUUUCGAAUCUGUUGAACGGUGGCUUGUCGAUAGAGCAGUUUUACCAAUCGAGAAUUCUCUAGGUGGAAGCAUCCACAGGAAUUAUGACCUUCUACUUCGGCACAGGUUGCACAUAGUUGGGGAAGUGAAACUUUCAAUCCGGCAUUGUUUGCUAGCCAACCAGGGUGUUAAAGUUGAAGACCUGAAAAGGGUUCUAAGCCAUCCACAGGCUCUUGCACAGUGUGAGAACACACUAACAAAAUUAGGAAUGGUUAGAGAAGCCGUGGACGAUACCGCUGGUGCAGCAAAGUUUGUUGCUUUUCACAAACUCAAAGAUUCAGGGGCAGUUGCUAGCUCUGAUGCUGCUAGGAUCUAUGGUUUGAACAUACUUGCUCAAGAUAUUCAGGAUGACACUGAUAAUGUCACUCGAUUUCUAAUGCUGGCAAGGGAACCCAUUAUUCCUGGCACGGAUAGGCCAUUCAAGACUAGUAUAGUUUUUUCACUUGAGGAGGGGCCUGGCAUGCUUUUCAAGGCACUUGCGGUUUUUGCAAUGAGAGACAUCAAUCUUACUAAGAUUGAAAGUCGUCCCCUGCAGAAGCAGGCGUUGCGAGCACUUGAUGAUAGCAAUAAUGGAUUUCCCAAGUACUUUCCUUAUCUAUUCUAUGUGGAUUUUGAAGCAUCAAUGGCCGACCAAAAUGCACAAAAUGCCCUUGGGCAUCUAAAGGAAAUGGCUACAUUCUUGAGAGUUUUGGGGAGUUAUCCGGCAGACCAUGAUAUGUGACCUUUGAAGCCUGUUCUUCGAUCUAAUAUAGGGGAGACUUUGUGACUCUACUCUUAACACUCUUGGCCGCUGGAUGCCCUUGUUUAAUGCAGGACUAAAGGAAAGAUUUGACUAUGUUCUGCUUUUGUCGCAUUUCAAGAAAUUUGGUUUGAUAUGGAUUAGAGAAUAUGCACAUAGUUGCUAUGUUUGUUACAACAUUUUGACAUAUUAUUUAAACUGCAGUUCGUUAUUCAUUCUCCCGAUA
This is a messenger RNA of Cornus florida, 1593 nucleotides long. RefSeq names its product arogenate dehydratase 2-like. Gene Ontology annotation, cellular component: cytoplasm; chloroplast. Gene Ontology annotation, biological process: L-phenylalanine biosynthetic process. Gene Ontology annotation, molecular function: chorismate mutase activity; prephenate dehydratase activity; arogenate dehydratase activity. Lineage: Eukaryota; Viridiplantae; Streptophyta; Magnoliopsida; Cornales; Cornaceae. The record is from RefSeq and is a predicted model, not a curated record. The transcript is spliced from 12 exons. Bases 156 to 1349 code for a protein of 397 amino acids.